Messenger RNA from Triplophysa rosa, 3064 nucleotides. It is a transcript of the gene slc35a1, whose product is annotated as solute carrier family 35 member A1. Gene Ontology annotation, molecular function: pyrimidine nucleotide-sugar transmembrane transporter activity. Gene Ontology annotation, biological process: pyrimidine nucleotide-sugar transmembrane transport. Bases 115 to 1242 code for a protein of 375 amino acids. Lineage: Eukaryota; Metazoa; Chordata; Actinopteri; Cypriniformes; Nemacheilidae. The transcript is spliced from 8 exons. The record is from RefSeq and is a predicted model, not a curated record. Gene Ontology annotation, cellular component: Golgi membrane.
GAAUCGGCAGUUGAACUCGGAGCGACUCGUGUUACAAGCAGAUAUUGCUGUAUUAUUAAUGACCCGUAGGUGGCAGACGAACUAUUAACUUCUGACCGGCCCAGCAGCGAAGCAAUGGCGCUGGCAGAGAUGGUGAAGGUAGUAGGUAGGAAGAGGCAGAGGCCAAUUUGGGAUUCAAACAACAGCAAGUGCAUGGUGAUCAGAAGCGAUGGUAGCAUUUGUGGGACUUUACUAAAGGAGUCAGUGAGUGUUUGGUUUAAGAUCUACUGUCUGCUCGUCAUGACUGUGAUCGCCGCCACAUACACCGUGGCUCUCCGAUACACCAGAACCAUCUCAUCAGAGCUGUACUUCUCCACCACUGCAGUCUGCAUCACUGAGAUCAUCAAACUCAUGCUCAGUCUGGGCAUGCUCGUGAGGGAGACUGGUGAUGUCGCCAGGUGUAAGGCUGCUCUGGUCCAUCACAUCUUCAGAAGUCCUAAGGAGCUGCUGAAGCUCAGCGUCCCAUCGGUGGUUUACGCCAUCCAGAACAACAUGGCCUUCGUGGCGUUGAGCAAUCUGGACGCUGCCGUCUACCAGGUGACGUAUCAGCUGAAGAUCCCGUGUACGGCGCUGUGUACCGUGCUCAUGCUCAGUCGUUCUCUGAGUCGUCUGCAGUGGUUCUCGGUGUUCAUGCUCUGCGGGGGGGUGACGCUGGUGCAGUGGACACCACCAGAAUCCACUAAAGUUCAGGUGGAGCAGAAUCCGUUCGUGGGCUUCAUGGCGAUUGCGGUGGCGGUCCUGUGCUCGGGGUUUGCGGGUGUGUACUUUGAGAAGGUUCUGAAGAGUUCAGACACGUCGCUGUGGGUGCGAAACAUUCAGAUGUACCUGUCGGGUAUAGCUGUGACCUUCCUAGGUGUCAUCGUGACAGACGGCGCCAAAGUGAUGGAGAAAGGAUUCUUUUACGGAUACACGCCCUUGGUCUGCCUGGUCAUCUUUCUGGCGAGUGUUGGAGGAAUGUACACGUCUGUGGUGGUGAAGUACACGGAUAACAUCAUGAAGGGAUUUUCAGCGGCCGCCGCUAUCGUUCUGUCCACCGUGGCGUCUGUGAUUCUCUUCGGCCUGCAGAUCACCACGACGUUCAUGAGCGGAUCCAUGCUGGUGUGCGUCUCUAUAUACCUGUACGGACUGCCAAAACAAGACACCAGCAAAGCGUCAACACCCAGCGCGGAUAAAGACGAGAAACAGAAACGGACAGCGGUCUGAUCUGAGAUCAGUGAGACACACUCGCGACUGUUUCCAGCAGACGAAGACUGACGGCUAACAGAAGAACUGAAGCAUAAUGAAACCCUUCUGUUGAAGGAAGGCUGGGUGUUAUGGAAAUGGACGGGUUGAGGGUUCUUUUAUUUGUUGUUAUAGUGUCCAGAUCACAAGAAUCCAACACUGUUAAUGCCAAAACUGUCCUCUGAAUGUACACGUGCAUACGAGACACAUGAAGAAACUUUUUCAAAUAUUGAAUACAGAAGAUGAUGAAUCUCAUCGCUGCAGUAGAAAUGUUGAAGGUGUCGGGUAUUGCUACGCCUCUUUCUCGAGGACGAUCUCUGCGUGUAUUAAAAUGGUUUCAUCUUGACAACAUACAUUUUUGUGACCCCAGCUGAACUUCCGGUACACAUUCACAAACAAUAGAGCGCCUGUAGAUUAUUUCUGAUAACAAACAAAAGAAACCGAGAAGAAGCGUUAGAUGGCUAAACUUCAACUUCGUCUCUCCAAUAUUAUGAAUUUAGACUGCGAUACCAAGCUCAACAGCAAAACCAUAUGGUUUCUUUAAAUGCGUCAAAACUACAUGACCAAUUCAACAAAUUGUUUAUUUAAUACAAUCAACAUUAGUGGUGUCAAUCGAUUAAAAAAAUUAAUCGGAUUAAUCACACAUUUUUUCUGUGAUUAAUCACGAUUAAUUUCACAUAACAAUUAUAUUUUAAAAUAUACUUUUACAUUUUAAUAAUUUCACAAUUUCACAAUCUUCAAAUUGAUGUAAAAACAACAUAUUUCUUUAACAGCAUCAUUUUGUGAAAGCUAACACUUUGAUAUUAGUAUUGUAACUGAUGUCUCUAUUAAAUUUAUUAUUUUAACAUGAAUUAUAGCCAUUCAACAGUAUAAUUGAGAGCUCAUGUAGGAAACAUACAGAAAUAGAAGGACACUUUACAGUCUUUAAUGCUAAAUUAUAAAUUAAAUGCAGAAGAAUUCUCAUUAAAGCUACAACAUCACAUUGAUUUCUUCUUUUAUUUUGUUCUUUGAUUAACUUUAGUGACAGGAGUCACAGCAGCACGUUUAAUAAGAGCGCGGCCCCUUUAAGAGCUGUCUCAGUACGCAGAUCUGACCGUCACCGCACUCCCAUUUUCACAACUCUUUGCAUUCAUUUAAGAUUUUAUUUUACACUUUGAAGUCUGUGCUUAAGAAAAUGCUAGACAAAACGGGCUUUCUGACAUAAUCUUGUGUGGUUUUAUCCAUUCAAGCACGAAAGAGAACUGAACACGGAUGCGCUGUCUGACAGAGAUUCACCGACGCAGCCUUCAGCCCGUGACUGUUUACACCAGACUGGACCUCGCUUUGCCGCGUCCCACAGUUUAGAAGCUGUCUGUCUUCAUUGAACGCGUCAAAGGAACUGUUUCAAAUCGCGCUUAAGUGGUUUAAAAGCCUGUACACGAAUAAGAGCGUGAUUACAUAAUGUCACGCUAGACAAAGAAUGUCAAAACAAACGGAUGCUGCGUUAAUUGCGUUAAAUAUUUUCUCACGCGUUAAUUUGAAAAAAUGAAUCGCAUGCGUUAACGUUGACAGCCCUAAUCAACAUACAACAAAAUUCAACAAAUCGUUUAUUUAAUACAAUCAUUAUACAGUAAAAUAAAAAAUUAAUAUGAACGUAAAUUAAAUCAAAUAUAAACAAGACACUAGCCAAACACAAACCGGAAGUUAACUGGAGAUCAGACGCGUUGAAACGGUCUGUAAGGUGAUAUUUUAUGUUUCUGUUAUGUACCUGAUGUGUGGGGUCUCAAUCCACAUAUGCUAUAUUAAAACAUCACGGUGAUGAUGA